Molecule: messenger RNA, 377 nt
Organism: Phlebotomus papatasi
Lineage: Eukaryota; Metazoa; Arthropoda; Insecta; Diptera; Psychodidae
Gene: e(y)2
Product: enhancer of yellow 2 transcription factor
Exons: 2
Coding region: 3-278 (91 amino acids)
Biological process (GO): positive regulation of DNA-templated transcription; regulation of transcription by RNA polymerase II; poly(A)+ mRNA export from nucleus
Cellular component (GO): DUBm complex; SAGA complex; nuclear pore
Molecular function (GO): transcription coactivator activity; chromatin binding
Source: RefSeq, a predicted model, not a curated record
AAAUGACCCUCACAAGAGCCACAGACCAAGUCACAAUCCUCACAGGAGACCGCGCUAGGUUAAAAGAUCUCCUGCGUCUUCGGCUGAUUGAAUGCGGCUGGACAGAUCAACUGAGACUGAUGUGUCGGGAAGUUGUAAAGGCAGAAGAUGGGAAAGUCAAUGUGGACCAGCUAGUGCAGCAAGUCACACCAAAGGCUCGCUCAAUGAUCCCGGAUACGGUGAAAAAGGAACUGCUGCAGAAGAUUAAGACACUGAUAACGGAGCAGGAGGAAAACUAAGCAUCAACAAUUCCACACUUUCACUUCACACUUCAACCCUCCCCUGGCUACAUGUGAUUUUCUCUAGAGCUCCAAAAUAAAUUAAUUUUUCCCCGAAAA